Cotesia congregata is the source of this 330-nucleotide messenger RNA. NCBI's taxonomy places the organism in Eukaryota, Metazoa, Arthropoda, Insecta, Hymenoptera, Braconidae. The record is from the annotation of a GenBank genome assembly.
AUGCCUGCUACGUCAACACACAAGUUUAUAACAUGGAUUGGAUUUAUUUCAAUACUUCACGCUGCUUAUUCUGCUGCUCAACAUCGAUCUUACCUCAGAAUAACGGAGCAAGAAUUCACAACACUGCCGAUUGAUAUAUUGAUCCAAGGAAUAAUUAGUUUGUUUAUUGUAAUGUACGGAGUGUUACACAUCGCUGGAGACUUUAAAGAAAUUCGCGCAGUUGUCGACCUAGAGUGCAAGACUUGGGAAACAACGAGAAACUUGGCUUCAUUCCAAAUAUUUAAUCAUCGAGGAAAAUGUUUAUCACCGGACUACACACCGCCGUAUUAA